This is a messenger RNA of Aureobasidium vineae, 282 nucleotides long. NCBI's taxonomy places the organism in Eukaryota, Fungi, Ascomycota, Dothideomycetes, Dothideales, Saccotheciaceae. The record is from the annotation of a GenBank genome assembly.
AUGUAUGGCGGUUCUCAGUACGCAAACAACUCCUUCGUUGAACUAUGUCAACCCGUCCAUGUUCUUGCUCAAUCAGGGAUCAAAGACAUUGGCUACAUUUCUGGUGAAGAGUAUGCUAGACUGAUCAGGCUCUUGGAAUACAAGGAGAAUGAGGCCAGGAGGGAUGCUUUCCAACUGUAUCAGGCCCAAUAUUUUACCAAUCAGAUGUGGACGCCGGGCGCGAGAUUUAGAAGUUUCCACAAGGCGCAGAUGCACAGAGUUACAGACAUGAGGUGGCGAUAA